Molecule: messenger RNA, 444 nt
Organism: Colletotrichum tamarilloi
Lineage: Eukaryota; Fungi; Ascomycota; Sordariomycetes; Glomerellales; Glomerellaceae
Exons: 1
Coding region: 1-444 (147 amino acids)
Source: RefSeq, a predicted model, not a curated record
AUGCAAAUUAUUACCUCACUCACCAAACGGCCCCCAUCUUAUUUGACUCUUGGCGGGGGGAGGAAUAUUUCACUCACUAACCAAGGGGGGCGGGGGCACGGGAAGCAACCGACCGGUAGACACGGCCCCCGCCCGGCACCUUGGUUCCGUGCCGUGAUCGGCUCCGACGGCCGACCUUCCCGACCAACACUGACCGUUUGUGGCAUCGCCACUACAUUCUUGCCUGGACUAUCCGGCAUCUUCAACCGAGCCUUUUGCGUUCCAAUGCAGGCUACGUGGCGUCGACCCCGGAUUUGGUGGCCGGGCAGAUGGCCCAGGGUACUCCAGAAUGCCGUGGGCCGGCAAUCAAAGCCUCACCGUUGGCUAAGCCUAGCUGCCAUCUUGAUCUGUGUUUCUAUUUUAAGCACCCUCUCACCACCGAUGUUGCAUUCUCGAGUUCAUUGA